AUGACUGACCAUCAUGACAGUGUUUCCGAAGAUUCAGAAGAUUAUGAAAGAGUUAGGGAAUUGAUAGAUGUAGAUGAGACAAUUACAUCAAGUGAGUCACCAGAUUUUCCGGAUUCUUUUUGGGAAGAAUUUAGAAGACUGAAUAUAAGUAGCGACCGUUUGAGUCGCAAUGAAAGAUUGGUGUCUUCACACGAACCCGAAUUACCCACUGACACAAAUGCUGAAAGCACCAUAAGAUUUAGAUUAAAUACAUCUAAUGUUGAAGUUACCAACACAACCACACCUGCUGGUACUUCUGAAACCAGAGCUAGAAUUAUUGAAAGAAGAAAAGAGGCUAAUUUAAGAACAAUAAUUGAAAUCGAGCGCUCAAUGAACGUUAGUCUCUGUUAUGUCUUAGACUGUACCGGUCUGUAUCUUCUAUAG
Molecule: messenger RNA, 423 nt
Organism: Dentiscutata erythropus
Lineage: Eukaryota; Fungi; Glomeromycota; Glomeromycetes; Diversisporales; Gigasporaceae
Source: the annotation of a GenBank genome assembly